This is a messenger RNA of Xiphias gladius (swordfish), 2865 nucleotides long. It is a transcript of the gene sh3bgrl3, whose product is annotated as SH3 domain binding glutamate-rich protein like 3. Gene Ontology annotation, cellular component: cytoplasm. Lineage: Eukaryota; Metazoa; Chordata; Actinopteri; Istiophoriformes; Xiphiidae. The transcript has 3 exons. The record is from RefSeq and is a predicted model, not a curated record. Bases 103 to 381 code for a protein of 92 amino acids.
CAAACUUCCUUCCCCUUUAAUCAAAAACUGCUCAGCUUGACUCGAGCGAGAGAAGAGCUACUCACAAGCGGUUACACAAAGGGAGUGGAAGAACCUGCAGCAAUGGGAGUCAAACUGUACUACACCACCGUCACGGCCUCACGGACGGUGAAGUCUCAACAGGCAGAAGUGAUACGAAUCCUCGACAGUAAAAGCAUUCAAUACGAACUCAUUGACAUUUCUGUGGGCGGAGACCUUCGUGAUGAAAUGAGAAGCAAAGCAGGGGACCCAACAGCAGUCCCCCCUCAGCUUUUCAAUGAAGACCACUACUGUGGGAACUAUGAAAUGUUUUCUGAAGCGGUGGAAGCAGAUACAGUGGAACAAUUUCUGAAACUGGCGUGAGGAGGGUGAAGUGUAAUUCUCCAUCUUAACCCCACCCACCCUGUGCCCUAAUGGAGGCCCUUUUUUGUCCACUCUCUCUGCACCACUGGCGGUGUCCAACCACUUUCAAUGCCAUAAUGAAGAAUGCCAAAUAUCUCACAUUCAGCUGAUCAGAAGACACACAUUCCCCCUACUGCUCCAUUAGACUCUAAAUCAGUCUUAAUUUGUUUUAUUAUUAUGUGUUUAUUUUUCUGUUCUUUCCUUUGAUUCCUUUCAGACCCUUUUCCUGUCUGACAGACCAGUGUUACUAAGUGCUCCUAGUUGACAGGGAAUCAAGGGGGUGUCUAAAUGUGCAGUAAUUAGGUUGACUAAUCUUGGCCUUGGCCACAUGAUCGCUGGAGAUUAAACUAAUCCACUGGAUGACAACAUUCAACCCAGAAUCUUCCUGAUCCUCUGCAGACCAAACACGUAUUAUCACUCAGUCUUAAUUACUUUGUUGUCUUUUUUUCUGUAGCCUUCAAGUUCCCAUGUUGUACAUGACGGCACCCUAUUUGUACUUCACAUGAAUGCAAAUGCACACGGAAGUAGCAAGGACUUCGAUGUCCUUUAAACCCAAUUAAUUAUGACAUAUAGCAGCUGAAAGAUGCCCUUUUGGCAUGGAUAUAUAUAUAUAUUUUUUAAUUAUUUUGGUCCAUUGGUUACCUUAUUCAUUAUGUGAUGAGAGGUUUGAUUCUGAAUUGGGAUUACACCGUAGCCCACUGAGGUCCUGUGCUGAUUUGACCGGUUUUGAGGAGCGGCAAAGCCACCAGAUUUCAGAAAGUGUAAUUUUGGACAGAUAUUAAAAAUGCAAUUUACUUUAAUAAAGCUAGAAACUAGCACUUGUCUGUGACACAUUAAAGGUACCCUGUGGAGUUUUUUUGUAAAACAAAUGUACAGUUACAUUUAGUGUUUCCCACCACAAUGCAUUGUCCUUGAGGGCUUAACAUAUGUGUUGUUCUUUUCCUUCUCGACAUUUGCAAAGACUGAUUGCUAAAAUAUUUUAAAAUGUGCAAUGUUUACAUCUGUGUUUGCUAUCUUGCCGACUUCUUCCUCUCUGUCUUGUUGAAAACUCAUUGGUACCCCUGUCUGCGUGUUAGUGCCAUGAGCUGUCGAUCUGAGUAAUGUGAGACUGGUGGUAGCAGUGUCCAUUGCUUGUGUGCAUGAUAAAGAUGAAAAAGGGAGCCACUUGUAAAAACAUUGCUCUAUACUGCUACAAGUGGUCAAAAACUUCACAGGGUACCUUUUUAUAAAAAAAAAAAAAAAAAUCCCAAUAAUUAGACAAAGUUUGCAAACUUUGUUUAUGGUUUCUGGUCAAACCUCUCCGAGGUGGGUAGGGUUUUUGGGGGGGGGUUAGACUCAUGACCUCAGUAUUUCUAAGAUCAUGGAUAAGCCCCUGUUUUUAUCAAAAAAUUGUGGAUUUGGGGACCAAACACUCUCCUUAGAUAUGUUAUAAGGGUCUCCAGUGAGCCAGACGUAUUCAAAAGUUGGUAUAUUCAGAAGUCAGUGGUUAAACAGUUCAGCAGUUAGCAGCAUAAUUUUAGCAUCCAGCUGCGCAGGAUGAACAUGUCUGUAAACAUCACAUUUGGUGCCAAUAUAUCUGUAAUGCGCUUUUGGAGGUGGUUAUUCACUGUAGGAUUAGCACUUACCUGACAUCUUCUAUGUUUUCCAUAAUUUUACUGUAUAACUUGAAAGCUUCAUUUUACCAAUGGGUGCUCUGUAUUGUUGAAUGACAGAGCAAAAAGACGCCAAACAUUUGGAAGGGAGCAUUUCACAGCUAGUGUAAAUGAUUGGACAGAAAAGAUGUGAAUCUUCUUGCUUUCAGCCAUGUAGCUUUUCCUUCCUCUGCUUAUUUUAUGUUCCACUUUCACUGAUUGUACUUGGCAUGAAGAUGCAGUAAUGUGACUAUGCACUGAAACCCUGCCUCAUUAUGAACAGACAUGGAGGUCAAAGCUGGUGUGUUUAGAUUGACCUGACUCAGUCUUAUUAGCCUUAGGGAAAACUCACCACAUGGGAAAAAUGAAGGCUUCACUUAUUUGUGCUUUUUAUGUAUUUGCAUUCAUUCAUUUAAUUGAACUCAGUUGAAAUAUGUUCAUGUACUGGUCUCAUGUCUUUUUUUUUUAAAUUGAGAACAACGUGGUUUCCCUCUCCCACUCCUAACAUCUUUCAAACCCCCAUGUCUUCAUGACUGUUGCUACAGUUUGGGAUCCCCAGUAAUGACAGCCUUCAGACACAAUGUUUGUGCACUGUUUUGUAAGUUGAUGGUUGUAGAUGUUUGCCUGUUAUUGAUGUAUAUUCACUAUGAACCAUGUUUUAGACAUUCCAUGUCUCUCUGAGCUCCUGCUUUGCUUUUGGACCAAUUCUCCUUGGCCAAAAAAAGAAGAAAUUAGGGAAUAAAAUGCUGUUGUCUUCCAAGAAGAUUGUGAAAAGUGAUUUAUGGGUUAAAAAAAUAAAAUGGAGUUGAAUCUA